AUGACAGUGACAUUAAAGAUUUUAACUUUAAAUUGUUGGGCUUUACCUUUUCCCGUGCCUUGCAAAAAUCGCAGAGAAAGAGUGAAUGCCAUUUGUGAUUAUUUACGAAAUGAAAGUUUCGACAUUGUUAUCCUUGAGGAGAUCUGGGUGAAAUCUGACUUCCAGAAGUUGAGAGACAAACUUCAGAUGAAGCUUCCCUUUUCUCAUUAUUUCUACAGUGGAACAAUAGGAAGUGGCGUGUGUGUUUUCUCUAGGCAUCUCAUUGCUGAAACAAUCUACCACCGGUUCCAGCUCAAUGGUCACCCACACAAAAUCUUCCAUGGUGACUGGUUUUGUGGGAAAGGCGUCGGGCUGUGUAAAAUUCAUGAAGAAGGACUGGAUAUUAAUCUUUAUUGUACACAUUUGCAUGCAGAGUAUAAUGCUGUUCAAGAUGAAUAUGAGGCUCACAGAUUGGCUCAGGCAUUUGAACUAAGUCAGUUUAUCAGAUCAACAUCAGUGGACUGUGAUGCCGUCAUCCUGGCUGGAGAUUUAAACAUUGCUCCCAAAAGCCUAGGCUACAAAGUGGUUACCCACUAUGCUCACCUCCAGGAUGCGUGGGCUGAGAAGGAAAACAAAGUAUGUGAUGAGUUGGCAGGAACAUGUGAUGUUCCAUUCAACACGUACACAGGAGCAGAAGCAAAAUUAAGAAUUCCAAAUGGCGAACGUAUUGACUACAUCAUGUACAGUGUCAAACCAAAUUGCAAAGCUACAGUUACUGAUUGCCAGAUUGGCAUUGGAAAGAUUCCUGACCUCAACAUCAGUUACUCGGAUCAUGAAGCUGUUAUGGCCACGAUCAAUAUCAGCAGGGUUGAAGAAAAUCAUCCUAGAAAAAUGAGGUCAGCUCUCAGCAAAGAGGUCAAGGACAGUCUGCAAGAAACAUUGCAAGUUCUAGACAAGGGAGUUAAUCAGUGCUUGAAUGAGGAGAAAUUUUUUCAGGUGGUGGUGUUUCUCCUGUCCUUCAUCUUAUAUUUUGUGAAUUCCUACGUAGAUGCAGAAUCAUACAACAAUAUUAUAGUGGCUUUCACCCUGGCAACUGCAAAACUGUUCCUGGCUUUUGCUGUUGGCUUCUCUGUAUGGACAGCACUCAUCCUCAAACGAGGAGAAUUCCAUGCACUGAUUGCUUGUAAAGAGGAUAUAAUGAAGCUGCUGGGAGUUUAA
Candidula unifasciata is the source of this 1197-nucleotide messenger RNA. Lineage: Eukaryota; Metazoa; Mollusca; Gastropoda; Stylommatophora; Geomitridae. The record is from the annotation of a GenBank genome assembly.